Molecule: messenger RNA, 2550 nt
Organism: Centropristis striata (black sea bass)
Lineage: Eukaryota; Metazoa; Chordata; Actinopteri; Perciformes; Serranidae
Product: serine/threonine-protein kinase/endoribonuclease IRE1-like
Exons: 7
Coding region: 136-1347 (403 amino acids)
Biological process (GO): intrinsic apoptotic signaling pathway in response to endoplasmic reticulum stress; IRE1-mediated unfolded protein response; protein phosphorylation
Cellular component (GO): IRE1-TRAF2-ASK1 complex
Molecular function (GO): protein serine/threonine kinase activity; RNA endonuclease activity; ATP binding
Source: RefSeq, a predicted model, not a curated record
UCAUCUUUUCAUUAUAUGAAAAUGAGACAUCAUGCUGUAACUAUCAGACUUCACUGACUCCUUUCAUCUCCUCAGUAUGUGAAGAAGGAUUUCAACCGUCACGGACUGGAGCCAGUUAUUCUUCUCCAGCAGACGAUGUCGGGACUCGCCCACCUUCACUCUCUCAACAUAGUCCACAGAGACCUGAAACCCCACAACAUCCUGGUGUCCAUGCCCAACGCCCACGGUCAAGUCCGGGCCAUGAUCUCAGACUUCGGCUUGUGUAAGAAGCUGGAGGUGGGUCGCCACAGUUACAGCAGAAGCUCCGGGGUGCUGGGCACCGUGGGCUGGAUCGCCCCAGAGGUCCUCAGUGAGGACUGUAAAGACAACCCGACGUGUGCUGUGGACAUCUUCUCUGCUGGCUGUGUGUUUUACUACGUGGUGUCUGAGGGAAGUCAUCCCUUUGGGAAGUCUAAGCAGAGACAGGCCAACAUCCUGAAGGGGAAAUACAGCCUGGACCUCCUGCAGACGGACAGACACGAGGACAUCGUAGCGAGAGAUCUGAUGGAGCAGAUGUUGAGCAUGGAGCCCCACAGGAGGCCUUCAGCUGACAGCGUUCUCAAACACGCUUUCUUCUGGAGUCUGGAGAAGGAGCUGCAGUUCUUCCAGGAUGUGAGUGACAGAAUAGAAAAGGAGCCGCUGGAUGGACAGAUUAUGGGACAGCUGGAGAGAGGAGGACGAGCUGUAGUCAAGAGUGACUGGAAAGAACACAUCACUGUUCCACUGCAGAAAGAUCUGAGAGAUCAGAGAAAAUUUCGCUCCUAUAAGGGCGAGUCAGUCAGAGACCUGCUGCGUGCGAUAAGAAACAAGAAACAUCACUACUAUGAGUUGCCUGCGGAGGUCCAGGAGACUCUGGGCUCCAUCCCUGAUGACUUUGUGUCUUACUUCACCUCCCGCUUCCCCCACCUGCUAAUGCACACAUACCUGGCCAUGAGGACCUGUGCAUCUGAGAGGCCAUUCCUGCCUUACUACUCUACUGCAGAGCAGCUCGCAAAAACACACACUCAGCACACACAACAUGGGCCGCAAAGACAAAACGAGUCAUGCACUCAACACCCGCCAACACAAACACAAGCCCAGGAACCUCCAGAUUCUCCUCCGGUGCAGGUUCCUCACAUAACUCCUGCAGAACCGGUGGCCUCUCCUGCACCAGAUGAGCCUGAACCUCCACACACUGACUCCCACAGUCACACAAACCCAACAUCUGCCUCGGAGUCGCCUGCAGAUCCUCCCAUUCAAAGAGAAUCCAGUCAGUGUGAGACGCACACACCGCCAGAUCCUUGCACACUGGAUCCCGAACCAGUGUAGAACCGAUCCAGACUCAGGUGGACCCAGCACAGAACGGGAGCUUUGCCUUCAAGAGUGGACACCAAGUGGGUCUCAGUUGCGGCACCGUGAGCUGGUGAGGACCAGGCCUGCAGCGCAAGUCCUGAUAAUGUAAUAAAGUGCAUUUCCCAAUAAUGUAAUACACUUUUUACCAAUAAUAUAAUAAUGUAAUAACCUCCCAUUAAUGUUAUACUUUAUCAGGUUAGCCUUCAUUUCACAAGUCCUGAUAAUGUAAUAAUUCCCCAAUAUUGUAAUAAUUUAACAGCAGACCACCCAUUACUUGGGUUCAAGUGGUGAUACUGUGUAUCAACUCUAGCUCAAGAGCUCUAGCGCCACCAACAGGUCAAAGUUGAAUGUUUAUUCACUUUUGACCCGUUCAUCCGUUUUUCACUUUUCCGUAUCACUGGAACCCUUUCGGCCAAUCCCAGCUCAAUGCAUCCUCAAUGGGGUUUUUCGGCCAUAUUGGAUUUUCCGCCAUCUUUGAUUUGAUCAAAAACCUUCCAUUAAUGUUAUACUUUAUUACAUUAUUGGUAAAAAGUGUAUUACAUUAUUGGGAAAUGCACUUUAUUACAUUAUCGGGAAGUUAUUACAUUAUCAGGUUUUAUUACAUUUUCAACGGACUCAAGUGCAUAUUUUUAUUACAUUAUCGGGGUUAUUACAUUAUCGGGAAUUUAUUACAUUAUCAGGUUCUACAGUCCCAAAAAAUAUCUGUGGGAAACAUGUCUGGAUGUUGUUGUUGAGUAGUUUUAUAGUGCAAUGUUGUAUUUCUGAGUGACCCUGUUCACUGCACAGAUACUGUAUGUAUAUUUUUGUAUAGACUGAUUCAGAACUUGAAUCAUUGAUGGGAAAUCGUUUAAUGUGGCCAAUGUGCCUUUUUUUUAAAAUCUCACUGUGCUGCAUGGGUACAGAUCUUUAAAAAAUUUGACUAUGCUAAAUGUGCUUGAUUCCAGUUAAUGCUGCUAGACUGCUUCUCUUUUGUCAAUCAAGACUAUUGUGCUGACUCGGUGAGAGUGGACUGUUCCAAAGGGUGUUCAGGCAUCUGAAUACAGUAGUUAAUUUUAUUCUCAUGUGAUUAUGUAGUGAAUAUGAGGUCAGGAUGCAGAACUCUCAUAUUAAUAACUUUUCAAGGGUGUCAAAGUGAAGUUAAUGACUUGCACAUUAAAUUCUAUUUUUUUUUUAUACUAA